Molecule: messenger RNA, 1951 nt
Organism: Chara braunii
Lineage: Eukaryota; Viridiplantae; Streptophyta; Charophyceae; Charales; Characeae
Source: the annotation of a GenBank genome assembly
AUCCUUUCCUGCAGGCUUUGACGUUCACGUGGGUCAACUUCUUUUUCUCGGGGUUUGUAACAGCGAAGAUCCCUUUCCCACUGACUCAACGUUUCCGACCAAUGCUUCAGCGUGGAAUUGAUCUCAGCUCCCUAGACGUCAGCUAUGUGAGCAGCCAAUCCUGGUACUUUUUGAAUUUCGUCGGUCUGAGAGGCUUCUUCAGUCUGAUCCUUGGCGACUCCAACGGUGAGGGGGCAUUCAUUUGCUUGCUUGCUGGUGCUUCUCCUGCUCUAGCCCCUGCAGAUGAUGAUGGUAUAGGGGCUCUGACGGGUGAGAAGGAUGCGUUGGAGUUACUCCGACAUGAAUGGUUGUUGCCAAAAAUGGAGCAGAAAGCAGAGGCCACGAUGCGCAGAAUCUUGGCGUCUUCGUAGCAGGAAGUUGAUGACGAGGCACUCUUUUGGGUGGGUGGCUCAGUGUCGACGGGGGAAAGGGAGCUAGAGAGAGAGGGAGGGAGGGAGGGAGGUUUCCAGCCAUGACAUGAAUGUUGCACAUCUGUGGUGGUUUACGUCUUCGUAGCAGGACGUUUAUGACAAGGUACCCUUUUGGGUGGGUCACUCAGUGUGGAUGGGGGGAAGGGAGAAAGGGGGGAAGGAGGGAGGGAGGGAGGGAGGGAGGGAGGGAGGGAGGGAAGGGUAUGCAUGCCAUGGCAUGAAUGUUGCACAUCUGUGGUGAUUUACUCUUAACCUGUGGGUGACUACCGGUCCUUUUGGUACUUUGGCCGAAGCUGACAAGUGGAAAAUGGGAUUCCAAGUUUGAAACCCUCAACCUCGGCCCCUCUGCAGAUCAGGCCCUCCUUCUCACUGAGCAGGAUGGGUUAUCGGCCUUUCUCUGUGGGACGCUCCUGUGCGUACUUAUGGGAGACAUGGCUUGGUUCAGCAUGGUGGUGGUGUCAUUCAACAGAGGUUGGGUAUCUGCGUGGAGGUGAUGAUGGAAAAAAGGUAAGCGGCUGGUUGGAAUUAACUGUGGGUAUGACUAACAAACAAUCUGAUCUAACAAAUGAGAUAGUGAGGGGUUAAUUGCCAUAGCAGUUGGUGUGGGGCAGGGAGUAAAUUUGUGGGUGUAGAUUAGAGACUCAUAGAGAGGUGAUUCUUUUUUUUUUUUUUUUUUUUUUUUUUUGAAAAGUGCAAUAGUCAUCAUCUUACAGCCGCACUUUGUGGAGAGGUGUGGCUAGGUUUGAAAAUUUGCGGCGCAAGCUUUGCCAAUGGAGGGAGAUGAGGAUGUGUUGUUUUGCAAGUAUGAAGUUAUCAGUUCAAGUCCUGAUCAUCUUGGCAUUAAUGAGGGGAUUGAUGGCUUUUCCUAAUAAGGAAAGUGAAUGAUGACAGGAUUCUUAAAAAAUCUUUGUUCCCUUUCAAAACCACGUCGAACCCAAAAAAAAAAAAAAAAAAAAAAAGGGAAAGGCCCUUGCUUUUCUGUUCGAUGAGAAGGGGCGCCUCUGUCCGAUGAGGAUGAAGCUGUGUUUUUGUGUUUUUCAUUCCUACUUUCCAUGUUGGAAUAUAAACAGGUGGAAGGGGGGGGGGGCGGCUAGCAACAUGGCACACAUGCAUGCAUACCUUGUUCGUGCUUUCUUACCUACAUUACCAAAGUCGCCUUUCCUCCUCUGUGUAUUGCUACUCUACUAUUUUUGCGACGAUUUCAAUUGCUUGUUAAGCUUCUUCAAGUCGUUUGACUGUUGUUCGACUUCUUCGAGGAGUUGUAGCAAUCCCUCGAGGGAUUGCUGCUACUGCUACUACUACUACUACUACUACUACUACUACUACUACCUACUACCUACUACUACUGCUGCUACUGCUACUGCUACUGCUACUGCUACUGCUAGUGCUUCUACUGCUUCUACUGCUUCUACUGCUUCUACUGCUACUACAGAGACCACUUGCCUGGCGUCAAAAUAUGAAAAUAAAAAUAGUUUUAUAAC